Molecule: messenger RNA, 2517 nt
Organism: Rhodamnia argentea
Lineage: Eukaryota; Viridiplantae; Streptophyta; Magnoliopsida; Myrtales; Myrtaceae
Product: serine/threonine protein phosphatase 2A 57 kDa regulatory subunit B' kappa isoform
Exons: 2
Coding region: 744-2246 (500 amino acids)
Biological process (GO): signal transduction
Cellular component (GO): protein phosphatase type 2A complex
Molecular function (GO): protein phosphatase regulator activity
Source: RefSeq, a predicted model, not a curated record
CAUGUCUUCAUUAAUUUUAGCAAUUUCUUUGUGUUCUGUCUGACAAAACCUGCAAUUUUUCUUCAGGAGGCAAGACAUUAACCUUUUUCUCUCCAAUCCUGCGCUCUUUCUUGCUUUUCCUGUUCCAUACCAUUCGGAUCUCGAAGAACUACAGUAGAACGAGCGUGUAAGAUUCAAAUCGAAGAUCUCCCAUAUGAACUAGAAAUUCAUAGUUUUUUCGAGUGACCCAAAUCUCGUGAUAGCAUCCUUGUCAUUUCGGACAACGAUUCUUCGUUCUCUUUCGCAGUUCGCGAGCUUAUGUCUCUCUCUCUCUCUCUCUCUCUUGCCGGAAUGAUGAUGAGAUCCUGAUUCAACCAUGCACGAGGAUGAGGCUUUCAUCGCCUGAAUAGCCUCUGUUUUGUUCAUCUCUCUCUCACCAAAUAUAGGUACCCGCUUUUUCUUUCGGUCAGUUUGAUGCCCUAGUGAGAUUUUUUAGCUGCCAAUUUCUUCUCUUUCGAAGAAGGAAAGUGCUUGAUUUUGAUCCACCACAAUCCCACUCUCACCUGUUUCAGACAUUGGAAACUUCCCACGAUUCCCCAAUGCCGCUCCCAACGGAUCCUCGUUGGAGUAGAUAGGGUUUUGUGCCGCUUCUUUUAGGCGUCAGUGCUCUUUAUUUAACUUAAAGGAACGAUCUUUAAGGCUUUUGAUUCGAACCCUCUUUCUCCAUUGAUCUCCACUUUGUACUUUUUGAGUUGCCCUCCACAAUGCUCAAGCAAUUUCUGAGUAAAAUCUCCAGGAGAACGCCCAGGUUGGACCCGGGCGGGUUGAUUCAGUCCGCUUCAGGCUCUCCCGAUGGAGCUCAGAAAUCAGGUGGUGGCAAUUCGUCUUCUGCUCGAUCCAGCGCACCGAGGCGCGCCUCCUCUGUGGUGUUCCCCGCCAGCGUGAUAGCCGGGAUCGAGCCCUUGGUGCCCUUCAAAGAUGUCCCGGCGUCGGAAAAGAUGAAUCUCUUGGUGAGUAAACUGAGCCUUUGCUGUGUAACAUUCGAUUUCACGGACCCAGCGAAGAAUACCAUGGAGAAAGAUGUUAAGAGGCAAAUCCUGAUCGAGAUUUUGGAAUUCGUAGAAUCUGGAUCUGUCAGGUUUGCCGAACCCGCAGUUCUAGCGAUGUGCAGGAUGUGUGCUAUUAAUUUGUUCCGGGUGUUUCCACCUAGUUAUCAGUCCAAUUCGACUGGUAGUGGCAGCGAGAACGACAACGAUGAUCCGCAGUUCGAUCCUGCUUGGUCACAUUUGCAGGUGGUGUACGACAUACUGCUUAAGUUCGUUACCUCGUCUUGUCUGGAUAUAAAAGUCGCUAAGAAGUAUAUCGACCAUGCUUUCAUUUUGAGAUUGCUCGAUUUAUUUGAUUCUGAGGAUCCUAGAGAAAGGGAGUUUUUGAAGACUGUGUUGCAUAGAAUUUAUGGGAAAUUUAUGGUUCAUAGGCCUUUCAUAAGGAAGUCCAUAAGCAGUAUAUUCUACCGGUUUGUGUUUGAGACUGAGAAGCAUAAUGGGAUUGCUGAAUUAUUGGAGAUUUUCGGAAGUGUGAUCAGCGGGUUUGCGUUGCCUCUAAAAGAGGAACACAAGAUCUUCUUUUCGAGGGUUGUAAUUCCUCUGCACAAGCCUAAGUCUUUGGCCGUGUACUUUCAACAGCUAUCGUAUUGUAUAAUGCAAUUUAUAGAGAAGGAGCCUAGGUUAGCCAGUAUUGUUAUAAAGGGGUUAUUGAAGUAUUGGCCAAUAACAAACAGCCAGAAGGAAGUGAUGUUCUUGGGUGAGAUAGAAGAGAUCCUGGAAACGAUUAACACGGUAGACUUUGAAAAGGUCAUGGUCCCACUUUUCUUGCGGAUCAGUUAUUGCAUCAACAGCUUCCACUUCCAGGUGGCUGAGAGGGCCCUUUUCUUAUGGAACAAUGAGCAAAUUGUCGGGUUGAUAGCGCACAACAGGCAGGUGAUCAUGCCCAUCGUGUUCCCGGCCCUAGAGAAGAAUGCUCGGGGCCACUGGAAUCACGCGGUGCUCAAUCUGACCCUCAGCGUGAAGAGGAUGUUCGCGGAGAUGGACGAGGAAAUGUUCUUGUCCUGCCUAGCUCAGUCUCAGGAAGACGAGGAAAGGCUAAGGCUAGCGGUGGAGAAGCGGAAUGCGGCAUGGGAGAGAUUAGAAACCGCGGCCAGUCUCCAGCCAGUAGGUCGAAAUAGCGCCAUCCUCGUUUCUCCCUUAGCAACCUCAAUUGCUUGCUAAACUGCGUCUCCAGACCUUUUCCAUUUUUGUCGCUCCCUGGUUUCUAUGUACCCAGUGUAUCGAAAAGGGGAGGUUUUAACUGGGAAAAGGCUGUUCUUUCUUGUGCUCCUGCUUUUCUCCUUUUUUCUCGGGUAGGAUCUUCCGACAGGCGACGCGGUAAUCUGUCCCGUGUAAGGCAUUCCGAGUGCCCGGCUGUUCGUUUCUCCUAAGAAUCGAAUAUGGACGCAUGGUGCUGCUGCGGCUUGUUCCUCUGUAUGCUGAUGGCUUCACA